This is a messenger RNA of Lolium perenne, 1645 nucleotides long. RefSeq lists its product as uncharacterized. Gene Ontology annotation, molecular function: ubiquitin binding. Gene Ontology annotation, cellular component: nucleus. The record is from RefSeq and is a predicted model, not a curated record. Gene Ontology annotation, biological process: proteasome-mediated ubiquitin-dependent protein catabolic process. NCBI's taxonomy places the organism in Eukaryota, Viridiplantae, Streptophyta, Magnoliopsida, Poales, Poaceae.
CCCUAGAAACUAGUAGUCAUCUGCGCGAUACCGGCCGUGAAGAUGGAGGGCGGCGCGAGAGAAGCCAUCGUCGACUGUUUCAUGGAGGUAACGUCGUGCAAGCCCCGGUCGAUCGCCGUGCGUCACCUCGCUUCCUGCAGUUGGCGUCUCGAGGCCGCCAUCAACCUUUAUUUCACCGUCGGCGCCGUCGGUGGGGCACCCGAUCAUCCCGUGGUGGAUCCGAUCCCAGUCCGCUCCGAGACGACGCACGAUGAUACGGUGCGUGAUCCCAUCCCCGCCCGCUCCGACAGGCUGUACCAGCACGAGGACUUCUACGGCCCCGGUUCCAGUACUGCCCGCGCCGCCCCAUCCAUAUGGAGCGUGAACCGGGAGCCGCCGUCUCGAACGCCGGUUUAUCCGGUGCCUGUGUUCGUGGACGAUGCAUCUAUGCCGGAAAUUAAGGAGACCGGGUGGGAAUCUGAUGGUGACACCAGCACAUAUGAGAAGGAAGAAACCAAAAUCGUGGAGGAAGACGAACCAGCGAAGGAAGCCGAAGAAGAUGAUGUGAAAAACGACGAUAAGGAGCCGAUGGAAGAAGACGAUGGCACCAAAAGCAUGGAGAUGGAGGAAGAAGACGACGGGUACGGCGGCACGGAGGACGAUUACGAGUACAGCGACGAUGAUCAAGACGACGGAGACUACCUAGAUGCGGCGGAGACCGACCACAUGGAGGCGUUGGAUGGGCAGCCGCCGCCUCGGUCUCGGACCGACAGGACCCUCGACGAUCUGUUCCGGCCUCCGUACGAGAUAAUGUUCCAGGGAAGCUUCCACGACGCCAAGGUGCACGCGGCGAGGAAGGACCAGUGGCUGCUGAUCAACAUACAGCUCAGCGGCCUCUUCGCCUCGCACCUGCACAACCGGGACCUAUGGUCCAACGAGGUGGUCGCCCAGGUGAUCAAGGACAGCUUCGUCUUCUCCCUACUGCAGAAGACCGGGAGGUCCGGCGACGAGGCGGGCAAAGUGUGCUGCUUCUACAAGCUCCAAGACGACCAGCUGCCGGCCGUGCUUGUUCUGGACCCCAUCACCGGGCAGCUGCUGGCUAAGUGGUGCGGCAUCGUCCAGCAACCUGACGAUUUCCUGACAAGCAUCGGCAAGUACACCGAGUCCAAGCCUAGCACGCUCUCCAAACCCAGGAUCGUCGUCCGACCCAUAGCAGCAGCAACCCCUCAAGAACCGGUUGCUGCACCGGCGGCACCGUUGCCCAAGGUCGUUGGCAAGAUCGAGGAGGCUCCGGCCGCACCGUUGCCUGAGGCUGACAAGACCGAGGCUCCUGCGGUGACCAUCGAUGAUGGGAAGCCUAUGGAAGGAGAGGCGGUCUGCAAGAUGAGGGUACGGUUCCAUACGGGCAACAUCGUCACCAAGGAAUUCGGGAGCACGCGGGCGGUCGCGGUGCUCUUCGCCUACUGCAGCUCAGUUGUUCGUGAGCAGGCCGGGACGGAUCAGGCAUUCCGGAUCAUGAGGAUGACUGGCCGGACCUUUGAGGAGCUGCGCGACGACGGUGCGUCCUCGUUUGAAGAUCUCAAUCUCAAUCGAGAUACCGUCACGGUUGUGCUGGAUAGCUGAGCCGUAGUUCUUAGAGGCCAUGAUGAAUCGCAUUAUCGUACUU